CCUGACUCCGUGGUUGCGGACAGUGUCGUAUUAUCUGAGCGGUGAAAGAGUGAGUUGGAUCCGCAGGAACAUGCCCGAGGUCCCGCCUGGAGCUCCGGAGGUUUCCCGGAAAAGAGGCGCAGAGGCCGGGGCACCAUCUCAACGAGGCCCGGAGAGGAAGAAGGCCUGCUGGGGCAUUCUGACCAGCCAAGGGUCGUGGGCAGAUCGCUCCCCUCUCCAUGAAGCAGCCUCUCAGGGUCGACUGCUCGCUCUCCGCACUCUGCUGGCUCAGGGAUAUCACGCCAACAUCGUCACCAUCGAUCAUGUGACCCCUCUCCAUGAAGCCUGUCUGUCAGGACAUGUCGCCUGCGCCAGAGCACUGAUAAGCGCCGGAGCUAAUGUGAACGCGGCCACCAUCGAUGGCGUCACUCCUCUGUUCAACUGUUGUUCUUCCGGCAGCGUCGGCGGCGUGGAGCUGCUGCUGCAGAGUGGAGCGUACACACACGCCUCACACACACACUUCCCUUCAGCUCUGCACGAAGCCUGCAAGAGAGGUAGCAGCCAGUGUGUAGAGGCACUGCUGUCUCAUGGUGUUGAUCCAGACUACAUGGUGUCUCACCUGGGUUCUCCUCUCUACAUGAGCUGUCUCCACCAACAUGCUGCCUGCUCCAGGAUUCUGCUACACAAAGGUGCCAGUGCUAACGUGGGCAGAGACAGAGACAGUCCGCUUCAUGCCGCUGUCAGACAGGACAACGCUGACCAGGUGUCAGUCUUACUGGAAUAUGGAGCUGAUAUCAACCUCAGAGACGAUAACGACCAGCGACCUGUGGACCUUGCGCCCCCUGGUGGAAAAACAAAGCAGCUUCUCCAUGCAUUUGAAGUUUCUCCGAGGACUCUCCGCCAGGUGUGUCGUAUCCAUAUCAGGCGUCUGAUUGGUCGAUCCAGGCUGACGGAGCUGCACUGUCUUCCUCUGCCCCCUCUGCUCACUCAGUACCUGGAGCACACUUAGGCUACGUCCACACUACUUUGUUUUCAUGUAAAAACGCAUGAGGUCUGCCUUGUGUUUCAUCAUUUAUGAAUGACUGUGGUAACAUGUAUUUGAAGCCCUGGUUCGGCCUGGUCUUAACAUGAAUAUUUGAUACACUGCAUGGACAAAAGUAUUUGGACGCCUGACCAUUUCACCAGCAGGGACUGUAAUGAUGUAUUCAAAUACACAUACAGUCCUUUAAAAUGGAGUGGGUUCCCCUUUUGCAGCUAUAAGACUUCGCUUUAAGAUGUUGAAAUGUUUCUAUGGUGAAUUUGAGUCGAGCGUUGACGAGGUCAGGCACUGGUGUUGGACGAGGAGGUUCUGGUUAGCAAUCUCUGCUCCAGUUCACCCCAAAGGUGCUGGAUGGGGUUGGGGUCCGGGUUCUGCACUCUUGACUCUUGAGUGCUUCCACACCAAACUCAGAGCCAAACCAUGUCUUUAUGGUUGUUGCCUUGUACACUGGGACACAGUCAUGAUGGAAUAGAAAAAGGUCCUUCCUCGAACUGAAGCAUCUCGCUAUGCUGAAGCAUUUAAGGUUGUCCUUUCUUGGAGGUGCCAAAGCCUGAUUGACACACCUGAGUUCAGGUGUGUCCAAAUACUUUUGUCCAUAUAGUGUAGGUUCACACUGGGUUCCCACCGAGUUACACUGUAAGUUGUAUUGUUUCAGCUUUUUGGUAAGUUUGAAGACAUGUCUUCAAAUGGAACACUUCCUAUGAAGGAAAAUGAAAAAGAUCAUACAGGGAAAAGUUUGACCUUCCACCAUCUGUCCACACUGUCCAGACGUUUUUUAAAAAAUGCUUCUGGCUCUGUGUUAGCAUAGACGAUCAAAAAAGAGAGAGCUUUGAAAACGAUGACGUCGUUACCUGCAUGUGCUUCCUGGCUGGUUCUUAUCAGCUGCGACUCGACGAUCUACGAUUCUUGGUCCUCUUUUUCAUCCUUGUUGUUUUGCGUUUGUUAUUAUUUUCGGAAAACAAUGCAAACAACUGAGAAUCAACUUCCUGUUUACUCCUUCAUGUGCCUGCUCAGUUUACCUGAAUGGUCAUGUGAUGUACUUUUCCAGGCACGUAAGCAUGGAUGAAGGUUACGUGUGAAACUGGGCUAAAAUGCUCACCUAGUCUUAGAACUGUCCCCUUGUCGGGUGCUUCUGUUGAAUCAAAUCUUAAAAACAGACUCAUGUUUUAUCAUUCUGCAUUUCUUGACUUCACCUCAUUUAAAAUGUGCUCAUGUUUCUCUGUUUUUUAUUUAUUGUUUUGCCUUUAAACGUGUGUUUUAAUGUGUGAGCCACUAUAACCUUGUUUUAGGAAGUGCUAUAUAAAUAAAGCUUGUUAUUGAUGUUA
Messenger RNA from Solea senegalensis (Senegalese sole), 2343 nucleotides. RefSeq names its product ankyrin repeat and SOCS box protein 5-like. Gene Ontology annotation, molecular function: protein binding. The record is from RefSeq and is a predicted model, not a curated record. Lineage: Eukaryota; Metazoa; Chordata; Actinopteri; Pleuronectiformes; Soleidae. The coding region runs from base 71 to 988 and encodes 305 amino acids. The transcript is spliced from 7 exons. Gene Ontology annotation, biological process: positive regulation of protein catabolic process; protein ubiquitination; intracellular signal transduction.